Schizophyllum commune H4-8 is the source of this 877-nucleotide messenger RNA. RefSeq names its product nascent polypeptide-associated complex, alpha subunit. The record is from RefSeq and is a predicted model, not a curated record. Gene Ontology annotation, biological process: protein targeting to membrane. The coding region runs from base 271 to 840 and encodes 189 amino acids. NCBI's taxonomy places the organism in Eukaryota, Fungi, Basidiomycota, Agaricomycetes, Agaricales, Schizophyllaceae. Gene Ontology annotation, cellular component: nascent polypeptide-associated complex; cytoplasm. The transcript has 4 exons.
GCGUGACCCUCGCCCGGAACGCGCAAGACGACGCCGAGGACGCAUCCAACCCCCAAAACCCUCUGAAAAGGUGAGAAUCGCUGCUCGUGCUGCCUUGUAUCGUGCUCCCCGUCACCGAUUUCCACUUCACGGGAGGCAUCAAGCUCGACCGAGCGUUAGACGGGCUGGAUUGAAUGCGAUGGGUCCGGAUGUCGAUCGGCGCGCGACGCGUCUGGCGCGCCUUUGCCAAAUCCCGGACAACCACUUGAGAUCCAUCUCAUACUCCCGCAGAUGUCCAAGAUCGAGGAAGUCGCCUCCGACCACUCUGACCAUGAGGGUCACAACCACGCCCACGAGCACGAGCAUGAGGACCCGACGUCCAACGCCGCGCUCGAGAAGGUUCAGUCCCGGUCGGAGCGCAAGGCGCGCAAGGCCCUCAUCACCCUCGGCCUGAAGAAAGUGGAUAACAUCACCCGCGUCACCCUCCGCCGGCCGAAGAACGUGCUGUUCGUCCUGUCGAACCCGGAUGUGUACAAGUCGCCGAACAGCGACUGCUACAUCGUCUUCGGCGAGGCUAAGGUUGAGGACACCAACGCGUCUGGCUUCUCUGCUAUGCAGCAGGCCGCGGCCGCGAGCGCCAACAACGCACCCGCUGUCGAGAAGCCUGGUGCUGACGACGAUGAGGACAUCCCCGAGCUCGAGGCGCCCGAGGAGGAGGGUGAGGUCGACGAGACUGGCGUCGACGCGAAGGACAUCGAGCUUGUCGUCCAGCAGGUCGGCUGCUCACGCGCAAAGGCCGUGCGCGUAUUGAAGGAGAGCAACGGCGAUUUGAUCAAUGCUAUCAUGGCGGCUUCGGAGUAGGCAACGACUCACCAUUUGUUGUAUUUUUGCAUCUAUC